This is a messenger RNA of Puccinia triticina, 795 nucleotides long. RefSeq lists its product as uncharacterized. The record is from RefSeq and is a predicted model, not a curated record. NCBI's taxonomy places the organism in Eukaryota, Fungi, Basidiomycota, Pucciniomycetes, Pucciniales, Pucciniaceae. The coding region runs from base 1 to 795 and encodes 264 amino acids. The transcript is spliced from 2 exons.
AUGAACCCACUAUUUUCAGUGCUCUCCGUGGUUACUGCCUUGAUUACAGUUUUGGAAUACACCGAGGCUGCCGUCGUAGGACUCUAUCCACAGCGCAAUGAUGGCUCGAUACCAACACCCCUCUCGUUCCUUUUUGGAAGAGGCAUUGGACUGGAGGACGAGGAGACCGAUGGAUCAAGCCUUAUGCAGCAACUGAGAUAUCUAUCGGAGCCACGAGAAGUAGACAACGAGCCCCACAGCUUUAUGAUGGUCACCACUUCAACCUUCAGCACAGAUAACAUGUCGGGAUCAGAUCCAUUCGGCGAGCAGGCCGAUUCUCCAGGCGUUGUCAGUAUCGACAUGACCAUAAUUCAGUUAGACGAUUCACCAGCUAUGGAAUCCCGCAAGGUUGCAAGACGCUUCGCAUCCAGAGGUGCUUUAUCUAUCGACGGACGAUACCCCUCGUAUGCUGCCGCCGCGGCAGCUUCCAUGGAUUCAAGCGAUGAAUCAGCUUCAAGCCGGUCCGCGCCUCUCAUCCAAAAUACACGGGCCGGUAAACUUGCUCAAGACCGAGGUUCCGACACACAUCAAGACUCGUGGAAAAUGAUGAACGCGAAGAACACCCAAGUCCCCCUAUCUAUCCCCACAGGUGCCUCCCGCACGCAGAAAGCCGGAAAACCUCAACAUUCAUACUCAAAGGCCUCGUUCCCUGCAAAGAAGGAUAUCCCACAUCCUUUCACCGCACCUGCAAAGGAACAAAUCGUGAUGAAAUCCAGCCCGACUUUCGACAACACUUCUCAUCACUCGCAGCUCUAA